AUGUCCCCAUUGGUCUAUCUUUGCAACCAGGCCCGAACCUGCAAGGAGUCAUUUGCGCCGCUUAACCUGUCAGUAUCAGAAUUCCCUCCUAACUCGUACCGCACACGAGGAAUCCAGAGAUGGAAAGAACAUCUCGGAGCAGAGAGAUCUGAAGAAAAUAACGAGAAUCUCAGAGUCGCUCUGGGGAAGAAGGAUUAUGAGCAAAUCAGCCAUUUGCUCAGCUGGGGGGAGAGUCUUAAUGUGGACAUCAGGCAUGAUGGCUGCCCACUGAUUUUCUGGGCCAUACACGAUAGCGCCAUACACGAUAGCGCCUUGGACGUCGUGGAGACACUUCUCAAGCGCGACAACAUCGAUGUAGAUUUCACGGAUGACAACGGACGAACCCUCAUGUCAUGGAUUGUUAGUUUCAACUCCAGUCAUGAGGUCGUGGGGGGCUUUAGGGAUCCUGCCCAAAGGAGGAUCGCGGGGCUCCUGUACCAAAAGAGCAACAGCUUGUUGAAUCAUCCAGACAAAGACGGCCGGACUCCAUUGUCUUGGGCCGCAGAGAAGGGAGACCCGUAUGUAGUCAAGUGGCUCCUCGAUCAACCGGGUAUUGAGCUGAAUUCGAAAUGCAAAUCGGGUCGCACACCCCUGUUUUGGGCGUUGAGCAACUGUUUACCAUUUGGUUCGCUCAGUGACCUUAGAGUCCGGUAUCUUCUAGAAACCCCAGGCAUUGAAAAACACUCGUGGGAUAACAAGGGUCGAACAUUGCUUUCUUGGGCCGCUGGCUCAGCACAAGAGCAAGCCGUUGAUUAUCUUUUGGCAGACGACAACAUCGACGUAAAUGUGGCAGAUGACGACGGCUGGACUCCAUUGACUUGGGCUACAAUGGAGGGAAAGGAGAGAAUUGUGGAACGACUGCUUGCCUCAAAGCACAGAGUUGAUGUGAAUUUGGCAGACAAGAAAGGCCAGACACCGCUGUUCUGGGCAGUGCAGGAAAAACACCACCUCAUCGUCGACAUGCUGUUAUCGAGAGACCUAGUCACUCUCUGCUCGGCGGUCCGAAACGGAGACCUCGCAAUGGUCAAAUCACUCGUUGGUGCAGGUUACGACGUUAAAAGGACCAAUCUUCUCAACCAAACACCAUUGCAUAGCGCCAUAUUGUCUGGGAAUUACGAAAUAGCCGAGUUUCUUCUUUCUCGCACGACAGCCAUAAAUGGUGGAGAUAAUGAAGGGAUGACACCACUACGAUCAGCCAUUCAGCAACGUCGGGUUGACUUGGUCGCAUUACUUCUUAAACACUCGGCGGAAACGAAGGAAAUCAAAUUGUAUGAAUGGUUUGAGGGUUACAAUUUGACCGGGAGUUUCUAUGUCUGUCUAACGGAAAACGGCGGCGAAAAAACUCUAAGUGUUGCGCGUGUGAACGAAAUCGCGUCCUCCAAUGAAGCAAUACAGGGACCUCAGAACAGGAGCUCGGAAAGGCGUUUCUUUCUUUUCAAAAACUCUCUGCCAUGGCAGAAAGGUCUGAUCCGUGACUCAAUUGAGAUCCUGCAACCCAACAAGUUGCACCUUUCUGAGUCUGUAUGUGCAGGUGACGGGAAACAUUUCGUCCUUUCAGCAGCUAUCCUGCUAUUUCCGUGGCAUCCUGAUCAAAAAUUAGGCGGCUUACUGAUACCCGACAAAGAAGAGUGCAGAAUCACCUGGACCAUCAGGCGUGGUGUGGAUGCGAGAAGCGAGCCAGUGUGGGUACCUCUGGACUUCUUCAGCACUCUACAAAACAGCGGGACACCAGAGGAUGGCGCCGAGCUUUUUACGCAGUUCCUGGAUGAUCUCGAGAGGCGGUGGCUGGGAGUAUGUGACCUGGCAGAGGAACAUCUUUCCAAUUGCCGCCUCGAGCAGUUGGAGCACAAAGGGAGCAACCUGACGCUCAUUGAUUGCCUCGCAGUAGAUGCAAGACAGUGGGCUGAGUUUCGGAAAAUCCUGAAGGGACAUGCUCAAGACGCUCGUUCAUUCGCUCAAAAAUAUUGCCAACGCUACAAUGGCGGAAGGGGGCUCGAGCGGAUCCGAGAGUCCAUCGAUCGGAUUGAGAAACGGGUGAACGAGCGUAUUCACAACCUUGACCAAACAGUCAGGGACCUACUCCAAUUAAUAAGUUUACCAACUUGUGCUUUCGCUGGGCCGUGCUGA
Molecule: messenger RNA, 2166 nt
Organism: Fusarium odoratissimum NRRL 54006
Lineage: Eukaryota; Fungi; Ascomycota; Sordariomycetes; Hypocreales; Nectriaceae
Exons: 4
Coding region: 1-2166 (721 amino acids)
Molecular function (GO): protein binding
Source: RefSeq, a predicted model, not a curated record